AGUCGUAAAGCUGCGGAACGCUGAUGGAGAACAAUGGGCUCGUGCAUUAUGAACACAAGAAUGGCUGUAACGGCAAUUUGCUCGAAGAUGGAGAAAACGGAUUGGCGGAGCUGAAGAUAGGAUCUGGUAAGCGAACGGACUUUUUGCCUUGGGAGGAAUACUUCAUGGCCAUUGCUAAAUUAGCCUCAAUGAGGAGUAAAGAUCCUGCAACUCAGGUCGGUUGCGCCAUUGUCAACAAAGAAAAUAAGGUUAUAGGUACAGGUUAUAAUGGAUUUCCGGUGGGCAUUAGUGACGAUGAUUUACCCUGGACAAAAGGAAGCUCAAAUCCGCUGGAGAAUAAACACACUUAUGUUGUGCAUGCUGAAAUGAAUGCAAUCAUAAAUAAAAGUAUGAAUAACAUAGAAGGCUGCACGAUGUACACUACGCUACUUCCAUGCAACGAAUGCGCAAAGAUGAUCAUACAGUCACGACUAGCCGAAGUUGUUUAUCUCCACGAUCGUCCAGGCACAUGGGCCUUUGAGGCAACUCGCAAGAUGUUCAAGCUGGCUGGCAUCAAAUGCAGGCAAUUCAAGACCGAUCUUGAUUCCAUCGUUAUCCGAUUCGACUAAUUUUCUCUGUGA
Molecule: messenger RNA, 620 nt
Organism: Cylicocyclus nassatus
Lineage: Eukaryota; Metazoa; Nematoda; Chromadorea; Rhabditida; Strongylidae
Source: the annotation of a GenBank genome assembly